CGCAUUACCUAUUGGUGAAACUACAAAUAAAUCUACAGAUAGGCAAAUUGAAUUAGAUAUGGAUAUGGAUGAAGACACCAAAUUGUAUAAUGAAUUAUCAAAUGUUGAAGAUUGGGAAAACCAACUACAUGACUGGGAGGAAAUGCUAAUGGAUGAGGAGAUUGCUAGACUAGAGGAAGAAGAGGAAGAGCGAGAUA
Dentiscutata heterogama is the source of this 197-nucleotide messenger RNA. The record is from the annotation of a GenBank genome assembly. NCBI's taxonomy places the organism in Eukaryota, Fungi, Glomeromycota, Glomeromycetes, Diversisporales, Gigasporaceae.